CUCUCCUCCAAACAAGAUCCUUCUGGAUACAAAGAUGUCAUGUUUCCUGUGUUUGCGGUGGAAUUCGGCAUGAAUUAGCGCGUGAACGCAGCUCUGGAUAUUUCUCGUUGUGGACUUAUGAACUUAUGAAGACUAUUCAAGUUUGCAGUGUGGUCUGAUAUGAGGAAUAUUGCGCGCAUCUGAUGGAUGGAUGGAACUUCCCUCAUAAAGAGAUUCUGGGCCCGAGUGGAUUUCAUGUGUGUGUAAAAUAAGACUCACGGCGGAUGAAACAAACUAAUCAUGAUCAUGAAGCUCUGUUCGUCUCGCGUCUGCGUGUAAGGCGUCUCAGGAACCUCCGUGAAUUGCUGGGAGUUGGCGAUGGCAGGAACACUCUCAGGACGUCUCUGAAACCUUCCCAUGUUGGCGAAACUGCUGGAGACCUCACGCAUGCGGUUGAGUUUGUGUUGUGGAGAGAUUGAAGCGAACAGCAGAAGGGUCUGAGACACCUGUCAGUGACAGAGAGCAUGAAGGAGAAGUCGAAGAACGCGGCGCGGACGCGGAGGGAGAAGGAGAACAGCGAGUUCUAUGAGCUGGCCAAACUGCUGCCUCUGCCCUCGGCCAUCACCUCACAGCUGGACAAAGCCUCCAUCAUCAGACUCACCACCAGCUACCUGAAGAUGAGGAUAGUUUUCCCAGAAGGUCUUGGGGAAUCUUGGGGUCACGUGAGUCGAGCGAGUUCUCUGGACAAUGUGGGCCGAGAGUUAGGAUCACAUCUGCUUCAGACUUUGGAUGGCUUCAUUUUUGUGGUAGCUCCUGAUGGGAAAAUCAUGUACAUUUCUGAAACUGCAUCAGUGCAUUUAGGGUUGUCACAGGUAGAGCUGACGGGGAACAGCAUUUAUGAAUACAUCCACCCCGCAGACCACGACGAGAUGACCGCAGUCCUGACGGCUCACCAGCCGUAUCAUUCACACUUCGUCCACGAAUAUGAAAUGGAACGAUCUUUUUUCCUGAGAAUGAAAUGCGUCCUUGCUAAAAGAAACGCUGGCUUGACGUGUGGUGGUUACAAGGUAAUUCACUGCAGCGGCUAUCUGAAGAUCCGUCAGUACAGUUUAGACAUGUCUCCGUUUGACGGCUGUUAUCAGAAUGUGGGUCUGGUGGCUGUUGGUCACUCUCUCCCCCCCAGCGCAGUGACCGAGAUCAAGCUCCACAGCAAUAUGUUCAUGUUCAGAGCCAGCCUGGACAUGAAACUCAUUUUCCUGGACUCCAGGGUUGCGGAGCUCACUGGCUACGAGCCGCAAGACUUAAUAGAGAAGACACUUUAUCAUCACGUCCACAGCUGUGACACUUUCCAUCUCCGCUGCGCGCACCACUUGUGUGAGUUAGUGCUGGUAAAAGGACAAGUUACCACCAAAUACUACCGAUUCCUGGCUAAGCAAGGUGGGUGGGUGUGGGUACAGAGUUACGCUACUAUCGUACACAACAGCAGAUCGUCCAGACCACACUGCAUCGUCAGCGUCAACUACGUCCUCACGGACACGGAGUACAAAGGACUACAGUUGUCCUUAGAUCAGGUGACGUCCACUAAACCCUCGUUUACCUACAACAGCCCGUCCAACCCCAUCAGCGAGAACAGAAGAGUUGGCAAAAGCAGAGUCUCCCGUACCAAGACCAAAACAAGACUCUCUCCCUAUUCACAGUAUCCGGGUUUCCCCACGGAUCGCUCCGAGUCGGAUCAGGAUAGCCCGUGGGGAGGGAGUCCACUCACUGACUCUGCGUCUCCUCAGCUUCUAGAGCAGUGUGAAGGAAUAGACUCCUCAUGCGUGUAUCGGCAGUUCUCGGAACCACGGCAGCUCUGCUACAGCCUACCGCUGACAGAUGACCACCAUACCUCCAGCGACCUCUACAGCCACACUCACUCCGAGUCCUGCGAGAGAGGUCGCUGUAAGGCUGGCCGAUACUUUCUGGGCACCCCUCAGCCCAGCCGAGAGGCAUGGUGGGGCACAGCCCGCUCUGUCCUCCCGUUACCCAAGUCUUCGUCCGAGAACGGGGACAGUUUCGAAGGUGUGAUGCCCCACAUCACCUCCAUCCAUAGCCUGCAAGUGAGGGGUCACUGGGACGAGGACAGCGUGGUCAGCUCACCUGACACGAGCGAUUCAGGCGACCGAUACCGUGCAAGUCCUCAAGAGCCCAGCAAGAUUGAGACGUUGAUUCGAGCCACACAACAGAUGAUCAAAGAGGAGGAAAGUCGUCUGCAGUUGAGAAAGGCUCCUACAGAAAUACCUUUGGAGUCUACAAACGGUCUGGCCAAGAGCCACGGCUCGUCGUUUCACAGUACCGACUUUCCCCAGUCAGCGUUGCAGAGCGUGGUGUGUCGGGGGCCGGCUCAGGUUAUAAGCCCCGCCCCUAGCCCUGUUCCUCUGUCCCGUCUCAGCAGCCCCAUCCCUGACAGACUGGGUAAAAGUAAAGACUUCCUGCAAAGCGAGCUCUCCUCUUCUCAGCAACACCAGCAGCCACUGCCCCUGACGGGCACAUGUGCUGUCUCUCCGACUCCAGCGCUAUACCCCUCACACCCCCGCCAGUACCUGGAAAAACACACAGCCUACUCACUCACCAGCUACGCACUAGAACAUCUGUACGAGGCAGACAGCUUUAGAGGAUACUCCCUGGGUUGCUCAGGUUCCUCCCAUUACGACAUGGCCACUCAUCUACGCAUGCAGGCUGAACAAGCACCGGGCCAUAAAGGCACCUCCGUCAUUAUCACCAACGGCAGCUGAUGCUUAUCAAAUCAUGAACCGCCACUCAGUGCUUCACCCUCUCACUUGAGCUAGCCUAGAAUUUCUGAUUUGAUUUUUUUUUUUUUUCGUUCCUACAAAUUCUACAAACACAUUUUUCUUAAGUCUUCAUUGUUGUCUAGUAAAGAAAUUAAACAUCCUUAAAGCAUACUUUUACUUAAGAAGCAAAAUUGCUUAAGAUAUUGUUUUUUGUUUUUUUCAAAUACUGAGGUUUAUGCUUAAGCAGAAAAAGCUAAAAGAAAGUAAAUAAAUCAUAUAUUAUGCAAUUUUGUAUAAGUAAAUUGAUCUUAUUUUAACCUCUUAACUGUCACCGUCCCCUCUGUGGGACGCCUAUGUUUACUUCACUAUUUUACAAUUAAAUCCUAAUCUAAUCGUUGGAAAGGUCUAAGACUCCUAAAUAGGUAUUUUACCACUUUGUUAAAAAAUUAUGUAGGAAAAGUAAUAGAUUAAUUUAUGACAAGAGUGCACCUGAAAAAUCUACAUUAUAACAGGAGUUCUGACCUUUGUCACAGAAAGUCUUCUUAGUUGCCUUUUUCUCUGUCACGCUUUAGAAAUCAUAAGAAAUUAUAUAUCAGUUGAAAACAUAAAAUCUCAAAAUUCAUCCUUUGAAACCCAUUUUAAAAUCAGACAUUGCAUUACCAUGGAAAUGGUACAUCAAAAUCAUGUUACAAAAUGUUUUCAUUCAUGAAUUAUAAAAAUUUAAGUUUGGAUAGUGCACUACAACGUCUAUGUUCAAAACUGUGAGUGACAGUUAAGGGGUUAAGGAUGUUUAAAUAUUUUUACUGGAAAACAAGACAAAAAUACUGAUUAAGUACACUUUUGCAGUGUAUUAAGGGAUGUGAGUUCUUGAUAUCUGUGAAAGGGACAUUUGUUCAUUUGUUCACAGAGAAGAGAUUCUGUAAAAGAGUUUGUUUGUCAAAUACUUUAUAUACCUGAUUAUUACUUUUUUUUUUCUUCCUUAACCACUAUUAUGAGCUGCUUGAAUGAAUGGGGAUAGUCCAAAUCAUUUGUCAAAGUAAGAGAUUUAAUGAGAACCAUGAAUUAUGUGAUCUCGUAACAGCACAUUGAUAUGAUGGUCUCAAAAAUCUACACAGCAAAUGUAUUUAAAUGAUUUUAUUUUCUGUAGAAUUGUUGGGUCACAAUACUUUGUGGUUAAACUACAUGUCAUUUGAAAUUGUGGGAUUUGUUUUAGUUCUUGUUCAUUGAUUUGUUUGUUUGUUUUUGAUGCAACAAUUCUACAUCCAUGACCUCAAAUUCCAUCCAGGUUUUAGUCAUUUGCCCUCUGUACUUGAGACACAGCAGUGGCGUAUUUUUUAACUAGCUCAUCUGUGGCACUGGGGAAAAACCAUUUUAAUAUUACAAGAAAAAUUGAAGUAGCAUGCUGAUGUACCAGAGAUUAACAACUAAGUCUAAUGCAAAAUGCAGCAUUCAUUUAUAAUUGUUUAAGGUUAUUGUAGGAUUGAAUCUUAGCUCAUUUGUGUACUGGGAUACUUUUUGUAGUUGCAUAUGCUGUCCAUCUGUGUUUGGACCCAAUUCAGUCAAAGGCUUGAAGAUUCAGUUUGAGACUUUUAUUUUUUUAAAGAAGAAAUUGGUUGAGCACAUUAUUGUAUUAUUGAGUUGAACAAAUGUUUUGAGCCUUUUUUGUCCCUUUGCAAGCCUCUAACAUGUCAGCCUUUAAAAUGAAAACUGAGAUUAUGCAAUUCUGAAACACAUCUGAUUUUAUUUAAACAAACGGAACAAUAAUAGAACUGAACUAAAUGACGACUCUUGCGCUGGUUCGAUUAGAAGGUCUGGAAAUGUGUUUUUGGCCCGAUGAGUGAUUGACUGCUGCGGUGCUGGAAGGCUUCGAGUCGAGCUGCUGUUUGGUGUAUUGAGGUUCCACACUGGAGGAGUCCAAAGUCUGAUAAGGACGUUAAAGGGGGGAUUUUCUGACAGACUCUACCCCGUACCUCACUCCUUCUUCAUGUAUUUAUAAGAAACUGGCUCUGUUUGGAAAGCUGUUUUUCUCUGAGUGAGAGAAACUCUGAAAAAAAAAAAUAUUUAUGAUGUACAUACUCAAAAUACACCCCCCACCCGUACCAAAUAAAAUGAUGCAAAAGUUGCAAAAUGGUAUUGCAAAAUGUAUUUAUUAUGUGAAUGAAAAAUGUCUUUUGUUUCAAAACAUUGCAGUGUGUGUUUAUUUAUAAUUUUCAGUUCUGCAUCUAAAUUAAAUGCCAUUGUUUUCUUUCAUGCAUCACUGUUUCUAAACAUAUAAUGAGAAAUAUUUUAAUCUGUUUUCAUAUUGCAGCAAAACUGUUUAGAAUAACAUAUUUCCAAAUUGGUUCUGCAUUUGCUUUUAAUCUUGACAUUGUUCAUCCAGCGAGACCUUGGAGAACUCAGGUGAAAAAGAUCUUGACAUAACAAAUAUAUCCCUAAUUUGAUCAUUAUUCAUGUUUAAUAUGAUAUUUCAUACUCACUUGAGAAAUUAAUAAAUGAUUACAAAGAUGCUCAUUCA
Messenger RNA from Onychostoma macrolepis, 5265 nucleotides. It is a transcript of the gene sim1a, whose product is annotated as SIM bHLH transcription factor 1a. Lineage: Eukaryota; Metazoa; Chordata; Actinopteri; Cypriniformes; Cyprinidae. The transcript has 12 exons. The record is from RefSeq and is a predicted model, not a curated record. Gene Ontology annotation, biological process: regulation of transcription by RNA polymerase II. Bases 504 to 2753 code for a protein of 749 amino acids. Gene Ontology annotation, molecular function: RNA polymerase II transcription regulatory region sequence-specific DNA binding; protein dimerization activity; DNA-binding transcription factor activity, RNA polymerase II-specific.